This is a messenger RNA of Condylostylus longicornis, 738 nucleotides long. RefSeq lists its product as uncharacterized. Bases 112 to 738 code for a protein of 208 amino acids. Lineage: Eukaryota; Metazoa; Arthropoda; Insecta; Diptera; Dolichopodidae. The record is from RefSeq and is a predicted model, not a curated record. The transcript has 3 exons.
GUGAAUUUUAAUAUUUAAUAAAAUAUUUCAAUAUUAUUUCAUUUAAUAUACAACUUCAUUAUUAAUAAGUACACGUGAAAGGAUAAUAAUUAUAUAAAACGAGCCUUUAAAAUGUUAUUCGAGCGACAUUUAAUGUCAGGUAGCAGCAGAGAUGAGUAUGGAACUUCAAGUGGUAAUCAUCACUAUCUUCGACAUCAUAGAUCUCAGCAACAACAGCAACAACAACAACAAUUAGAAGAUCAAUAUCAAAAUCAUCAUUCAAGUGGAGGAAUAUCAGAUUCAUUUAAUUUUGGUGAUUUAACACCAAUUGAAUCAAGAAGAUUAAAUAAUAGUGAUUGUACAAUUAAUACCAAUAGUAGUAAUAAUAAUAAUAAUAAUAAUAAUAAUAACAAUAAUAAUAAUAAUAAUAAUAAUAAUAAUACUAGUAAUAGCAGUAAUAAUAAUCAUCAUCAACAAAACAAUCAUUAUUCACCAAUGGAUAAUUCAAAUUCAAGUCCAUUUCAAGAAAAAGUUUUAUCUGAAUUAGAUCGUUUACAAGAUCCAGCAACAAAUGGUUUAGAUGUUCGAGAAGAUGGUAUUUAUGCUAAACAAAAUUUUAGUCGUGGUUGUCGAUUUGGUCCAUUUCCCGUUAAAUGGUAUAAUGAACCAAUUGAUGAAAAUUCAGCAUGGGAGGUAUUUAUGUUUCGGGAAUGUAAACCGGAAUAUGAGGAGAAAACCUUAUAUUCAGCCCUAUUAUGA